This is a messenger RNA of Scomber scombrus (Atlantic mackerel), 2332 nucleotides long. RefSeq names its product endoplasmic reticulum lectin 1 (gene erlec1). The transcript is spliced from 14 exons. Gene Ontology annotation, biological process: retrograde protein transport, ER to cytosol; endoplasmic reticulum unfolded protein response. Gene Ontology annotation, cellular component: endoplasmic reticulum lumen. The record is from RefSeq and is a predicted model, not a curated record. The coding region runs from base 188 to 1639 and encodes 483 amino acids. NCBI's taxonomy places the organism in Eukaryota, Metazoa, Chordata, Actinopteri, Scombriformes, Scombridae.
AGUUUGUAGUGUAUUGACAUCUUGACAUCCGCUUUACUCACAGUCAUAUCCUGGCGUCUAUCUAAAGCGGACUCUCUCGGACUUUGUUGUGGUUUUGAAUUCCUCACACAGGCAGGUGUUAGUGUGAGGGGAGGCCGGUGUCUUACAUGAGGAGCGGUGUUUAGGAGCUCAGCAGCCGGGACAGGAGAUGAUGGCCGGGCUGCCGCUGCUGCUUCUCGGUGGGCUGCUAGAGGUCUGCAGCGGCGUCUCUGCUAACAGAGGGGGUUAUCCCUCCUUUACAGACGAAGUCCCUUUUAAAAUCAGCUGGCCUGGCGUUGAAUUCUCGCUGCCAAAGUCAGGCGGCCUUUACCACGAAGAUGACUUCGUCAUUAUGACAACAACAGAAAAGGAGAAGUAUAAAUGCAUCCUGCCUUCCCUGACAGCUGGAGACGAGGAUGAUGAUAAGGAGUACGGCGGGCCCACUCCGGGAGAUCUCCUGGAUCCACUAUUCAAACGAAGCAGCUGCUCUUACAGGAUUGAGUCAUACUGGACAUAUGAAGUGUGUCAUGGAAAACAUAUAAGACAGUAUCAUGAAGAGAAGGAGACUGGUCAGAAAAUCAGUGUUCAGGAGUACUUCCUGGGGAAUAUGGCACAGAAGACCCAGACUACAGCGACAGACAAAGUUGAAGAGGCGGAAAAUGUAAAAUCAGCUGAAACUGAAGUGCACUCAAAGAAUAUAGAAGGUCAGCUCACUCCGUACUACUCGCUGGAGAUGGGCAAUGGGACUCCUUGUGUGCUGAAGCAGAACGAGCCACGCGCAACAUCUGUGCUGUACGUCUGUCAUCCAGAGGCCAAGCAUGAGAUCCUGUCUGUUGCUGAGGUCACGACCUGUGAAUAUGAGGUGGUGGUGUUGACCCCACUGCUCUGUGCACACCCAAAAUACAGGUUCAAGUCCUCCCCUGUGAAUGCCAUCUUCUGCCAGGCUUUGGCCGGCUCCCCUCUGCAGCCUCAGCGACUUGCCCAGUUGGAUAAAGAGACAGAAGAGCAGCUCAAACCUCCUUUUAGCGCCACCUCCGAGGCCAGAGAGGAGGAGGCCACACCUAUAAGAGAAGAGGCUUUCACUUCCACUCACAAACCCAUGACUGUGGGCGGGCAGACUCAGGUCACUGUCGGCACCACUCAUAUCUCUCGCCUGACGGAUGACCAGCUAAUCAAGGAGUUCCUGAGUGGUUCAUAUUGUCUGCACGGGGGGGUAGGGUGGUGGAAAUAUGAAUUCUGUUACGGAAAGCAUGUCCAUCAGUAUCAUGAGGAUAAAGAGCAAGGGAAGAACAUUGUGGUGGUGGGCAGCUGGAAUGCUGAGGAGCACAUCGACUGGGCCAAGAAGAACGUCGCCCGAUCCUACCAGCUCAAGGAUGAUGGAGUGCAGAAAGUCAAGUUGGUUUCCCACUUUUAUGGCCACGGAGAUCUGUGCGAUCUGACAGGGAAGCCCAGACAGGUCAUUGUCAAGCUCAAAUGCAAGGAGUCUGAGUCUCCACAUGCUGUCACUGUCUAUAUGCUGGAGCCUCAGACUUGUCAGUACAUCCUUGGGGUUGAGUCUCCGGUCAUAUGCAGGAUUCUUGACACCGCCGAUGAAUAUGGACUUCUGUCAGUCUCCAGCUAAACUGACAAAGAUCAUAUGACAGCCAGAGUGCAUGAAGGACAUGGAGAGGACGGACAGAGGAUUGUUCACUUUAAGAAAGACACCAUAAAACAGAAGCAUGUGUGAUGGAGGAAAAGAGAUGCCCGUGACACUGCACUAAAAGGCAACGUAGAGUUUAAAUGUUGGUAAAGGUUUAUCUUGAGGCUGGACUUCAUGUAGCCCAGGAGCAGAGACCCACCAGAAGCCCUGAUCUGUGCAAUGGGCCGUGCUUCAUCUUCCAGUCUGACUUUGUGAAAACAAAAAGAAAGGGGGCUGACGCCUCACUAAACAAGGAGGCGGAUUUAUUACUUGUAUUCAUAUCUAUGCUUUCACUGUGUGUUGAUUUGUGGCAAAGGAGUGAUGAAUCAGGGGAUUCGUAAUCAUCAGGUGAAAUCAACAAUACUCAUGGUGGUUCUAUUGUCGAAGUUUGAAGUUUAAUUGUUUAAGUUCUGUAUUGUCUGUGUGUGUUUGUGUGUGCUUGUGGGGUGGGGGAGUGAUGAAAUUAUUAGCUGCUUGACUGAGGAAUUUUGCACUUGUAGAUAUGAGAAAAAGCAAGUCUGAAAAUGUUAUGCAGCAGUGAGUGUGUGCUGUGUUAAUUUAGAGAAUGAGUGAGUUAAAUGUUAGGAGGGUGCUGUGGAAUAGCAAAUGAUUAAAAUUUAAUUUGAGUUUGUUUAA